Messenger RNA from Ooceraea biroi (clonal raider ant), 3172 nucleotides. RefSeq names its product zinc finger protein 62. Gene Ontology annotation, biological process: regulation of transcription by RNA polymerase II. Gene Ontology annotation, molecular function: DNA-binding transcription factor activity, RNA polymerase II-specific; RNA polymerase II cis-regulatory region sequence-specific DNA binding. The record is from RefSeq and is a predicted model, not a curated record. Lineage: Eukaryota; Metazoa; Arthropoda; Insecta; Hymenoptera; Formicidae.
CAAAUAGUAUUUAAUAAAUAUAUUUUAUCUUGAUAUUCAUGCUGCUUUGAAUAUCCCACCAGUUGUCUAAAUAUAGCUUGCAGAUCAGCAGAUACGCUCCAUAAUGAGACACAGGAAUUCAACACAAAUAUCUAAAACCGCCUUUCUAAAUUUAGAUUUAAGGUGUGAAAAUUUCAUGUGUAGUAUCAGUUCACAAUUUGCAAUAGUAUUUUGUCAAAUUUUAUUAAAGUAACCAUAAACUAUGUAAUGUGUUACUAAACUUUAUUCUGAAUUGCCGAGCCUACAGUUGAAGCAUAUAACCCUAAUCAUUUUGAUGAGAUUCUAAUGCCAGAUUUAAAUACCCAAUCGCAUUGUUUAUGUCACAAUUUUAUGAUAAUUAUAACUCUUGGUUAACUGUACUGUGAAAGUCGAAGAAUGUUUAAGAUAAACGACAUCACGUAGUUACAAAAGCAAAAAUAUAUUAUGCUUUGUCUGGCAAAAAUAUAUAUAUAAUAAUUGGAAAAGUACACAAGAUUCUACAGUCAAACGCAAAAUGUGUGCACGACUUCUGGCCUGUCCAUUAUGUUCUCAACCUGGAUUCUUAACAGUUGAUGCAUUACGAGCUGGACUUGUAAGUGUAGCAACUCGACCUCUUAUUUGCCCAGUUUGUAACGAAGUACUGUUAGGUAUAGAUAAAUUAACUAUACACUUGUUUGGUCAUACAAUUAAUUUGGAGAAUAAUACAGCCGAGUCACCUAAACGGAUGGAUAUCGUUGUUCCCAGUGAACAUUUAAUUGCAAUUCAUAACGCACACAACAUUGCUUUGCAAAACUGGAAUGCACUGAAAACGCAGCAGUUAGAUAAGGUACAAGCUUCGAACACGAUAGAAUCCGGCGACGAUAGGAUUUGCAUAAAAUCAUCAGAGCCUGGUGUAUCAAUUGCAGAGAACAAAAUCUCUAUCAUAAAUUCACAGUCUCAAGCACCGAGUCAAAACUUAUUUGCGAGGAAUGCAAAUCAACGCAGUUUCAUAUCAGAUGAUAAUUAUGAUCUGAUAAAGGUAAAUAUUCUCCCACAGCCCAAUGAAAAUCACAAUAUUGCGUUAAAAUCAGCUGUAAAUGCGCAACAAGGGAUAUUAAGAACAGCUGAUGCAACACAGCAGUUUUGUAACGACAAUGUUAAACACUUAAAUGUAUCACAAGAAAAUACACAGGCAGAGAAAGCAAUGACAUCCAAUUUGUUUGCUGCAAUAAAAAUGACAGGAACUGUGGACAGCAACAUUUAUCAAAAUAUUGAAAGAGAAUGUAUAGAAUCAAAUAAUAAUCAAUGUGUUGCAAAGGAAAAUUUAACGAUAAAUUUAGCUGAUAAGGGAGAUGACUUCACAAAUUUUCAAUCAAUUCAGAAUACGUUGCUAGCUUGUACAGAUGCAUCUCCAGAAGAAUGCAAUGAUAAGCAAAGCUUAUUUAAUAGAAAGAAGACUAUGCUUGAAACGAAUAAUGAUAAUCAAGAAGACAAUUUAGAACACAAAAAGAUAUUACCUCACAUACAAACAUCUGCAUUUUCUGGGACAGUGGCAUCAAAAGAAAAAGUGGAAAGGUGUAACAUAUGCGGCUUUCAUUUUUCUGAUGCUAACAUUUUAGCUUUGCACAAGCAACUAGUUCACGAGCAAGACUCCAUCAAUAUUCCAAGCAAAAUCCUUAAGAAUUAUUCAUGUCAUUUGUGCUCUAAGGUAUUUAAAAUGAGAGGCAGCUUAAUGGUACACAUGAGAGUUGCACAUGUUGGUCGCAAUUUAGGUUCUUUACCUAAAGAUCAAACUGAGCUUACAUGCAAUGAUGAUGGAUACAAUUGUCCCACUUGUGGAAAGAAAUUCAAAAAAGAGCAACAUGUGAUACAACACUUAAAAACCCACGAGGGCAAACAAUGGGAAUGUGAUAUCUGCAGUAAAAUGUUUACGACAAAAUAUUUUUUAAAAAAGCACAAGCGAUUACAUUCAGGAGAGAUGCCGUAUAAAUGUAAAAUAUGUGACAAAAGUUUUACCUUUCAGCAAUCGUAUCACAAACAUAGACUCUAUCAUAAAGAUGAUAAACCUCACACUUGUACAACUUGUGGUAGAUCAUUCAAGGAACUUUCUACAUUACACAAUCAUGAAAGAAUACACACUGGAGAGAAGCCGUUUGCUUGCGAAACUUGUGGAAAAUGUUUUCGUCAGCGUGUUUCGUAUUUAGUCCAUCGUCGAAUUCACACGGGAGUGAUGCCUUAUAAAUGCACAAUGUGUGGCAAAAGCUUUCGGUAUAAGGUAAGCCAAAGAACUCAUAAAUGUCCCACACAAACAUCAGGAAAUACUCAGCAAUUAUGCAACGAUGCAAUUGCACAAGGAACUGAUAAUACAAUAGUCAAGCCAGAGGUGACCAAUACUCUGCAAGAUAGUCAAUCCUGCGUGAAUGCUCUCGGCAAUGAGGACGAUAAAUUCAUACUGAUGAUAAAUGAUGAGGGACAACAUGUUUUAGCACUGCACUCAGACAUAAACGACAUGUCUUCCUUUAAGAAAAAAGAACAAAACCUUUUUGAAAAUACCAAAACAAAAAACGCAAAAGAUAAGACAUGGGAUACUAACAAUCUUAAUUCUAUAGACUUUGAGGAAUCUGCAGGAUCAGUAAACAAGUCAAAUAACGAGAAGUUGGACAUGAAAACCACAAAUGAUUUCUUUUCAAUGGUGAUAUCGCCUUUUGAAAACAGUGUAUCCUCUCCUACUUUCGAAAUGGAACACUUGAGAGUGUCCUCACCUAAACAGAGGGAAGAUUCUAUAGAUUCUUAUACCGCUGACUUCUCACUUCAAGCUUCUGAUAAUGCACGAGUGAACACAGUAAAAUCGACUGUAGAACAAAAUUUUAGUCAUGAUAAAGAUAUUAACGAUCCUUUGCAGACUAUAAAUGAAGAAUCGUUAAAGGAAUUAUUGUAUGGCAUGGAUAGAAAAUGAAGCAAAUUAAUAAGUGUUGUAACAGUACAAACUAACAUUAAUGAUUAUUAACAUAUAUUGUUUAUCAAUAUUAGACAAAUAUAUAACAGAGUUAUCUAUUUCAUAAAUAUGAAACUUAUGUGACGAGACUAUUAUAUUUAUGUCAAUUAUAUAGAUGAAGCAAUAUAAUCAACUAUAUCAUGUGUAAAUAUUUCUACUAAUAUAAAAGUCUAAUAAGAG